AUGUCUUCAUAUACAUCCUGCUGGGUUGAAGAUCAGGCUGCUCGUCAUACUGGCUCUGCUGCCGCUGCCAUCCACUGCGCAAGCCCAGCGAAGCACAAGCGGGCGUUGGCCGAGAUGGACGUCAACGCCGAGAUGGGCACGCCGAAGCGCCGCGCAGCGUCGAAUGCGAAAGUUGGAACACCCGGAGACGCUCCCUUCGACAUACCUACCACAGAUACGACACCGCGCCCAGUUUCACGGAUCCCGCUGUUGAGUGACGCUCCCGAGCCUCCGGACUUCCGGCAGACGAAGCGCGCACGCGAUCACAUUGACAGCGAAUCGAGCGCCCACUCAUCGACGGCGUCCGGUAGCAAAAAGAGUCGGCGAUCAGAGAGUCCUCAAAAAGAGAUGGCUUUGCGCGGCAUGAACAUACAAUACCCGGUUGCCCAGGCCUCGCUUGUAAACCCCGAAGAUCUCACAAGCGCUCCGGAGGAUGUGCGGAGUUUGGCAGAACUCAUGUACUCAGUCAAGGACUCUGUCGAUAUCCUGCCAAGAGCAGCCAACACUCCUGAGUGGCGAGCUGCUUUGACAAGCGGCAGUGAUCAACGAGAUCAGCGAAAUUUCCAAACCCUGUUCCGCGCAGACGAUCCCGCCAACGACCAUGUGGACUUCUUGCCAGAUAAAACUCAUCUCUGCGAACUGGUCGAGGAAGCCCGAGAGAACAUGAUUCGCUUCGCGUCCGAGCCGGCCUGGAAUUCAUCCGUACACCAUCCCCUGCUCAACACUUCUCUGCGCGGCGCUCGGCACAACUUCCGUUUCGACAAUAUCACGACUGCAAGGAUCGUGCCUGCGGCACUCCUACCUGUGCCCGCCGACACCUCCCAAUCCCGCAAGGUCGACUUCUGCCUUACCUUCAAGGUGCCAGACGACAUCAAGCGCCGCCUUGGAGCCCGCGACAUACACCUCAACCAAACGGACUACACGCCCCUUCUGCUGGACGCAAUCGUCGCAAGCAUCGAGACGAAGCUGCCAGGCGAAGGCAGAGCGGACGGCAUGCGGCAGCUCAUGACUUGGGCACAGGCUCAGGUCACACGCUUGCGGCAGCUGCUGAAAGAAUUUGGCCGUCCAGAUGCUGGAAUUGUUGAAAUACCGGUUAUGCCGCUGUUGUUUGUACAGGGCCAUGAAUGGCAUUUCCUCUGCUUCAAAGACGUAGCUGGAGAGAACAUGGCGACAUUCUACAGCGAUGGGGUCUUAAUUGGGAGUACGACGAGCUUGCUGGAGACGUGUAAGGUCGUGGCUGGGCUGAGGGUGUUGAUUAAGUGGGCAGAUGAUGUGUGGUGGCCGUGGCUCAGACGAGAGAUUCUGGACAACAUUACAGAUGCCGCACGGGUGGUUCCGUAA
This is a messenger RNA of Zymoseptoria tritici IPO323, 1380 nucleotides long. RefSeq lists its product as uncharacterized. The transcript has a single exon. Bases 1 to 1380 code for a protein of 459 amino acids. NCBI's taxonomy places the organism in Eukaryota, Fungi, Ascomycota, Dothideomycetes, Mycosphaerellales, Mycosphaerellaceae. The record is from RefSeq and is a predicted model, not a curated record.